AUGGUCCAUUUUCAGUCCAUUAUUGCAAGGUGGAUUUGGAGAAGAACUUUCUGCUCACGUUAUUGUCUUCUCACAGUGAGGAGACUACUGCCAGUUUUGUGUUUUGGUCGCAUAUUUCUACCUGGACCCCUGUGCCUUUUUAAAAAAUUCUUUUUGACUUUGUAGUAGGACUUAAGUGUGAGGCGGUGUCAGUGACCUUGUAACACUUGCCGUUUUGUUUCCUUGGAACCAAGAUGGUGUAAAUGAGACUCACUUCAUGGGUUGUUUUGUUUUGGUUUAGGAUAAUGCUCCAAGGCCAAAAGCAUCCUCUUCUAAAAUUACUUUACUGGCAAAAAAAAAAAAAACGGUUUUCUCUAAUGAGUUCCCCUUUACAUUUAUGUGCACCUUUAAUGAUUUCAGAAUGCUUCCACAGUAUUUCUUUUACCACUACUGUCAGCUCAGGGCCAGUAUGAUUGGCCAUGUUUUGAAGCCAAGGACAUGGCGGCUGGACUGGGCGAGUGGUUUGCUUUAGCCCAUGCAGAUGGCGGUGGAGACGGGCCUGGGAAUCGUUCCAGUGCAUAUUUUCCACACCGGGAGCAGAAAAAACCACCCCCUACCUCUUACCCUCACUUGUGGGGGGAGUGGAGGGUUAGGGGAACAAAAGAUAUGAAGAUAAAUAAAAAGCGGGCAGUUUGCAGUUACCUAAAGCAGCUCCAGAACAUUCACAGAGCAACAUCUCAGCAGGAGGAGUAAUCAUCACUCUAUGCUUCCAGAAUUGACUGCCCUAGCAAUGACUGCUGCUGACCAGGAAGUAGAAUAAAACUUCUGUAAAAAUGCCUGAUAUCUGGGAGCAUAGACACCAGUAACAUGUAGAUAAAAACGGAGACAGAGGCUUUAAAAAUUUCUUCGUCCCAUAGCAGUAGUCCAAACUGUAUCAGAAUCCAUGACACGGGCAGCAUGAGCUGAAGUUAAAGGCAGCCAUAUCCAACUUGUGAGGUUGUGUGCGUGCCCAGGGUGAGCCAUGUGGCCAUGUGAGCCUUCCUAUUCCAGCUGUCCUCAAGUGAGUGGUGAUCACAGAAUAUGUCCAGUCUGCCCAGCCUUUUGCGGUCAGACACUAGAAUUCCUGGGAAGGAAAUAGCAAGAGCUAAUAAAACCACAAGAGAAGCUGGAUAGCACUCGUUUCCAUCGUGUUCCAGUGCCAGCUGCUGCCCCCCACCACGUCCCUGAGACAUUGUCCUCAUGAUAACAAAUAACCAAAUCAGGAGGUGAUGUGUUUUAGAAAGAGCUCUCUGGCUGCAACAUGGAAAUGGGACUAAGGAAGGGAAGAGAGGAGAAUAUUUCAGCUGUCUUCCCCAAAGAUGAGGCAGGCUCCACCCAAGGCAGUGGUAACAGGGGUGCAGAGGAAGGGAGUAGUUUAAGAAAAGAACCAAUUGAUUUCAGAGAAUAGAGGAAAAGAAGGUUUGGGGUUAGGUGCCUGAGCUCUUGAUGUUGCUGUCAACCUUCAGCAUCAUUCAGCUCUCAGUGUUAAUGUUGCUUCCAAUAUUCAGGCACUCAGGAAGAGCAGGUUUGGUGUGGGUGUGAGAAGAAUGGCAGGUUCAGUUUGGGACAUGCUGAGUUUAAGUUUUCUACACAUCUCAGUGUAUAGCUGGGAAGAUAGCGGGGAGAUGAUUCUGCAGUUUAGGAUUAGGGAGCUGGGCUUGUCAUGUAAUUUUUGGGAAUCAUCUACAGGGAGGUGGUGGAUAAUUCCUUUAUCUUAUUUUUUCUUUUUCUUUAAAUUUAUUUAAUUUAUUUUUGGCUGCGUUGGGUCUUCGUUGCUGCGCAUGGGCUGACUCUAGUUGCAGAGGGCGGGGCCUCCUCUUCAUUGGGGUGCACAGGCUUCUCAUUGCGGUGGCUUCUCUUGUUGCAGAGCAAGGGCUCUAGGAGUGAGGGCUGCGGUAGUUGUGGUUUGCGAGCUCUAGAGCGCAGGGUCAGUAGUUGUGGCACACGGACUUAGUUGCUCCGCGGCAUGUGGGAUCUUCCCGGACCAGGGCUCGAACCCAUGUCCCCUGCAUUGGCAGGCGGAUUCUUAACCACUGCGCCACCAGGGAAGCCCUGGAUAAUUCUUAAGAAUAGAGCAAGGUGGUUUCACUGGUGAAUUCUACCAAACAUUUACAGAAGAAUUAAUGUCAAUUCUUCUCAGACUCUGCCAAAAAAUUGAAGAGGAGGCAACAUUCCCAAUGUCAUUCUAUGAAGCCACCAUCACCCUGAUACCAAAACCAGACAAGAAUACUACAAGAAAAGAAAAUGACAGUCAAUAUCCCUGAUGAAUAUAGAUGCCUAAAUUCUCAACAAAAUACCAGUUAUCCAAAUUCAAUACCACAUUAAAAAGCUCAUAUACCAUGAUUAAGAGGGAUUGAUCCUUGAGAUGCAGGAAUGGUUCAAGAUACACAAAUCAAUAAAUGUAAUACAUCACAUUAAUCAAAUGAAAGAUAAAAAUCAUAAGGUCAUCUAAAUAGUUGUGGAAAAAGCAUUUGACAAAAUCAACAUCUACUCAUGAUAAAAAAAACUCUCUCAACAAAUUGAUAUAGAAGAAAUAUGCCUUGACAUACUAAAGGCCAUAUAUGACAUGUCCACAACUAACAUAGAGUUGGUGAAGGCUGAAACCUUUUCCUCUAAGAUUGGGAAGAAGACAAGGUUACCCACUCUCACCACUCCUAUUCAACAAGUACUGGAAGUCCUAGCCAGAAAAAUCAGGCAAAAAAUAAAAUAAAAUAAAUAAAAUAAAGAGCAUCAGAAUUGGAAAUAAGCAAAAUUAUCUCUAUUUUCAGAUGACAUGAUUUUACAUGUAGAAAAUCCUAAAGAUGUUACAAAAAGAAAACUGUUAAAACUAAUAAAUGAAUUUAGUAAAGUUGCAAGAUGCAAAAUCAACAUACAAAAAUCAGCUGUUCCUAUACAUUAACAAUGAAUUAUCUAAAAAAAAAAUCUUUAAAAAUCCCAACAGCAUCAAAAACAAUAAAAUACUUAGGAAUAAAUUUAACUAAGGAGGUGAAAGAUCUCUACAUUAAUAACUAUAAGAUGUUAAUGAAAGAAAUUGAAGACACAAAUAAAUCAAAAGAUAGCCUAUAUUCAUGUAUUGAAACAAUUGAUAUUGUUAAAAUGUUCAUACAACCUGAAGCCACCUAUAGAUUCAAUGCAAGCCCUAACAAGACUCCCAUAUCAUUUUUCACAGAAAUAAAGAAAACAAAGGCAAGGAGUGGGGAGUGGGAGAAUUGAGCGAAGGCGAUCAAAAGGAAUUUUUCAAAUAGAAACUAAUUGCAGAGUUUCCGGUUGACCAGGCAUUCAUAGGAAUGAAGACAAUCACAGAGAUGGUGUGUCUAAGAAAUUUCAAAAGGUGUAGGCCUCCUGACUGAAGGACAGUCAACUUAUUGGAUUCAUUUUUUUUAUUAUAUUUCUGUCCUCCUACAAGGGAAAGUCAUGAUUACACUAACAGAGCUAAAAUGUUUAGCAGACGCCCAGUCGUCUUAUCACAUCCUAAAACCGUGGUGGGACGUCUUUUGGUAUUACAUCACCCUGAUCAUGCUGCUGGUGGCCGUGCUGGCUGGAGCCCUCCAGCUCACACAGAGCAGGGUUCUGUGCUGUCUUCCAUGUAAGGUGGAAUUCGACAAUCACUGCGCCGUGCCUUGGGACAUCUUGAAAGCCAGCGUGAACACAUCCUCCGAUCCCGGGACGCCGCUUCCGCUCCCCCUCAGAAUCCAGAAUGACCUCCACCGACAGCAGUACUCCUACAUCGACGCCGUCUGUUAUGAGAAGCAGCUCCACUGGUUCGCAAAGUUCUUUCCCUACCUGGUGCUCUUGCACACGCUCAUCUUUGCAGCCUGCAGCAACUUUUGGCUGCACUACCCCAGUACCAGUUCCAGGCUUGAGCAUUUUGUGGCCAUCCUUCACAAGUGCUUCGAUUCUCCAUGGACCACCCGUGCCCUGUCAGAGACGGUGGCUGAGCAGUCAGUGAGGCCCCUGACACUCUCCAAGUCCAAGGUUUUGCUUUCUUCCUCAGGGUGCUCAGCUGAUGUUGAUUCCAACAAGCAGUCAUUGCCCUACCCACAGCCUGGCUUAGAGUCAGCUGGCAUAGAAAGCCCAACUUCUAGCGUCCUGGACAAGAAGGAGGGCGAACAGGCCAAAGCCAUCUUUGAAAAAGUGAAAAGGUUCCGCAUGCACGUGGAACAGAAGGAUAUCAUUUAUAGAGUGUAUCUGAAGCAGAUAAUAGUCAAAGUCAUUUUGUUUGUCCUCAUCAUAACUUAUGUUCCGUAUUUUUUAACCUACAUUACUCUUGAAAUUGACUGUUUAGUGGAUGUGCAGGCUUUUACUGGAUAUAAGCGCUACCAGUGUGUCUACUCCUUGGCAGAAAUAUUUAAGGUCCUGGCUUCAUUUUAUGUCAUCUUGGUUAUACUUUAUGGUCUUACCUCCUCCUACAGCUUGUGGUGGAUGCUGCGGAGUUCUCUGAAGCAAUAUUCUUUUGAGGCGCUGAGAGAAAAAAGCAACUACAGUGACAUCCCGGAUGUCAAGAAUGACUUCGCCUUCAUUCUCCAUCUGGCUGAUCAGUAUGAUCCUCUUUACUCCAAACGCUUCUCCAUAUUCCUGUCGGAGGUCAGUGAGAACAAACUGAAACAGAUCAACCUCAACAACGAAUGGACGGUCGAGAAACUGAAAAGUAAGCUUGUGAAAAAUUCCCAGGACAAGAUAGAGCUGCAUCUUUUCAUGCUAAACGGUCUUCCAGACAAUGUCUUUGAGCUGACAGAAAUUGAAGUGCUAAGCCUGGAGCUGAUCCCUGAGGUCAAGCUGCCUUCUGCAGUCUCGCAGCUGGUCAACCUCAAGGAGCUCCACGUGUACCAUUCGUCUCUGGUGGUCGACCAUCCUGCCCUGGCCUUUCUAGAGGAGAAUUUAAAAAUCCUCCGCCUGAAAUUUACUGAAAUGGGGAAAAUUCCACGCUGGGUAUUUCAUCUGAAGAAUCUCAAGGAACUUUACCUGUCAGGCUGUGUUCUACCUGAGCAGGUGAGUACAAUGCAGUUGGAGGGCUUUCAGGACUUGAAAAACCUGAGGACCCUCUACUUGAAGAGCAGCAUCUCCCGGAUCCCACAAGUCAUUACAGACCUCCUGCCUUCGCUGCAGAAGUUGUCCCUUGAUAACGAGGGGAGCAAGCUGGUUGUACUGAACAACUUGAAAAAGAUGGUCAAUCUGAAAAGCCUGGAGCUGAUCAGCUGCGACCUGGAACGCAUUCCGCACUCCAUUUUCAGUCUGAACAAUUUGCAUGAGUUAAACCUCAAAGAAAAUAACCUUAAAACUGUGGAAGAGAUCAUUAGCUUUCAGCAUCUCCAGAAUCUUUCCUGCUUAAAGUUGUGGCACAAUAACAUAGCUUAUAUUCCGGCCCAGAUUGGGGCAUUAUCUAAUCUAGAGCAGCUCUCUUUGGACCAUAAUAACAUUGAGAAUCUGCCCCUGCAGCUUUUCCUAUGCACCAAACUACAUUAUUUGGAUCUAAGCUAUAACCACCUGACCUUCAUUCCAGAAGAAAUCCAGUAUCUGAGUAAUUUGCAGUACUUUGCUGUGAACAACAACAACAUUGAGAUGCUACCAGAUGGGCUGUUUCAGUGCAAAAAGCUGCAGUGUUUACUUUUGGGGAAAAAUAGCCUGAUGAGCUUGUCCCCUCACGUGGGUGAGCUGUCGAACCUUACUCAUCUGGAGCUCAUUGGUAAUUACCUGGAAAUACUUCCUCCUGAACUGGAAGGAUGUCAGUCCCUCAAACGGAGCUGUCUGAUUGUCGAGGAGAAUUUGCUCAGUACUCUUCCUCCCCCUGUAACAGAACGUUUGCAGACAUGCUUAGAUAAAUGUUGACCUAAAGAGGAAAAUAAUUUUUAAAAGUACACUCCAGGGCUUUAUCUGAGAACUCAAUUUUCCUAAGUUAUAAAGAUGAACAAUGGAUAAUUAUGACUAACUAUAACCAAAUGUCUUAUUAAAGCAACUCAGUGUCUAUCCCUAAAUUAAACAGGUAAAAAGUAUUAACACUGAACUAAAGUUUUGUGAAUAAUUGAUCUUUAACUUAUGGAAAUAUAGGAAGUACACUUGGAGGGUGGAAUGGGGACAUGAAAUUAUUGAAUCUCUACAUUGUAGUUUGUAUCUUUUGAAGAUUAGGUAUUACUUAUUUGCAUACUUGUUUUAACUGACUUCCUGUUUUGAUGUUUAUCACCUAGACCAUAAACUCAUCAACAUAAAUUCCCUUGAUGUACACUGAGCACUGUCUUUGAUUUAUGGUCUUAAAUAUUUUUAGGCCCAGGGUACAUUGUGCUAGGCAGAAUUCCUUCUGGCUUAAUUUUUACUUCCUGUCCCAGCUUGUUUUGAGUCUUCCUCCGUCUGAUUUUCUCUUAACAACAAUGAUGAACCCUGAGAAAGUGCCUGCCUUUGACCUUUGCAUAGAACAGGAGCAGAGUACUUAGGACAUGUCACCCUCGGGGCAUCCUAAAAAUUAAUGUAUACUCAAAUUUUUUCUUGUAUAUCAUCAAAGCCUUUUUUUUUGCUAAUGAUUUUUAUAUUAAAUGUAAAACAUACAAAUAUAUUUUAUUGUAUAAUCUUGGAUUCAAAAUCUGAGAAUAAUUUUUGUAAGGUACAGAGAACACAUCCUUUUCUUUAAGAAUUUACUAUUAAUAUACUUGGUUUUGGCUGCUUAUGAUUCUCAUAUUUGUGCACAUUCUGUUCCAAAAUGUUUUUGUACUCUGCAACUAAUUACUUUUGCAUAACAAAAGCCUUGUGUUUCAUGCCCUAAAAUAUUUGGGGGGUUUCCUUGUAAGAGGAUGGCCACAUCAUCUACCUCUCUCUUCCCUAGUGCUGUGCUAUUGUACGGGUACAAUUCUUAAUUACUUCAAAAACUGUGAUGGAGGGGAGAGGUGCAGAUUUGGAUCUUUAAAACUGAUUUUAAAGCAUUCUGUAGAAAUUAAGUAAGAGUUAAGCAAAAUACUUUCUUCUCCAUCUGCAUGAUCUCUAGAUAGGAUUAUAAUGUAAAACACUCAGCUUAAAAUUCAGCGCUUAAAAUGAGUUCUCAAAGCUCACAAAGAAAUAGAUCUGGUUAACUGAAAUUCAUCUCAUGCCUUUGUCUAACUUUUCUGGAAUACAUUUUGCUCUUUUUUAUAAAGAGCUUUGUGUUUGGCUUUUUAUUAUCAUGCAUAUUGUAAAAUGAAUAAAAUCGACUGACUCAUUUUGGGGAAAUGUACAUUUUCAAUGUGUUUUUCUCUAAUGGGUCUAGGCAUCGUGAUGCCGUCUCAUUUUGGAUGUAACUAUGAAGUAAUCUAUUAACUGCACCUAGACAAAACUGGAAAACACUAUGGGUAAACAGUACUGUAAACAUGGAAUUGUGUUGUAUGGUAUGUUUUUUCUUGCUUUGUCCCUUCCAGAAAGAUGAAAAUGAGUCUAAGUUAUGGCAAAAUGUAGCUUCCCUCACCUGCCACACACCCCUGGACUAACAUUCAGAGAAAAGAAUUGUUCACAUCAAAUGAAAUUUGAGUAAUAGCUAUAAAAAAUGUAAAAUACCAAAAGCUGCCUAAAACAUUAUUGUUUAUUCUGAAUGAGAAAGAACAGUGUAAAAAUGCAAUUCUUACCAAAACUUGCCUUUAGUCAGAACAUUCAAGUUCUCAGGGAGCCAGGCAUAACUGAUGAAACUUUCUUGUAGGAUUUCAGAAAACAGAUUCUGACUAUAUCUAGGGUUUUAUGUUAUUUUCAAUCUUUUUAAUGUUGAGUUCUUUGUCAUUUUAAUGUUUCACAUCUCUGUUGCACAAUAGAAUUGUCAUGUGUACCGAUUCCAGUGUUGGAUAGGAUUAUCUUAUGUUUGGAACAUGAAUACGAUACAUGGAAAUAUGUUUAAAUGUUUUGGGCCAUAUAAUUAGCCAUAAUGUAUAUGAAAAAUCUUACCCCCUUCUAUAAGGAAGAGUUUUUAAAACAAAUUUCAGAUUUGCUACUAUUCCCCUGACAAACUAUAACUCUUCCCGGCUAGUCACCAGUUCUGUUCACCUGCAGAAGUCACUAGCCAAACCUUCCUUAUCACCCUUCUAAAUUUCUGGAAGCAAGUUACUAUCAGGAUCAGUAAUGAGUUUUGUAAGCUUCUUUCCAAACAGUAGGGUUUGGUUACUAAUGCAAACUGUUGUUCUUGAUGCCACAGUUUUUAGGUUUACUUUUUUAUUUCAAUCCUUCACUCCAGUGUUUAGGUAACUUUUGAAAUGAUGUAGCACUGAUGCCAUGAACUCUGAGACCACCACUUAACACACAAAACUGUGGUGUUUGAUGCCACCUUUACUGCAAUGUUGGAGCAGAUCUUCAAUUUGGAAGAGGAUUUUAAAUGAAGAAAAUGAAGUUUAUUCAAUUAUAAUUUUAAGACUUUAGUUGAUACUUGAUUUCCAAGAAUGUGUAGUGCAUUUUCCAAAAAAUAAAUGUGGAUGUUAUUCAGAACAAAGUUGAAGGCUUAUGCUAGCAUUGGUUCAUUUUAUUUACAUACACACACACAGAUACACAAUGAUGAGCUCGCACACACACAUAGACACACACACACUCCCCAUGUAUACAAAAUGUAAUUUAUUAGUUUUGGAUAUGUUUAAUAUUUUUCCAAAGUUGUAAGAGGUUGUAGGUUAAUGCUAGGAUAUUAAUUCUUUUUUAUUCCUUACUUGUAAUCAUGGAGUAUUCUAUUCUCUUAGUUGUAAUGUUAAAAGAAUACUAAAUGCUCAAACUUGGUCAAUGACCUAAGUGGUUUUGAGCAUUCCUUGUAAGGUGUAGUGUUCCUUCACUAACAUACAUCAGGGUAUAUCUGUGUGGCACAUAGAUACGGUGUUUUCAUUCUUCAUCCUCAGUCUUCAUUUUUCCUCUGAUAUCACCAUGUUUCACUGUCACUUCAGCAAAUGUUUGUGUUAAAGAGAGUAAA
This is a messenger RNA of Physeter macrocephalus (sperm whale), 8908 nucleotides long. RefSeq names its product leucine rich repeat containing 8 VRAC subunit B (gene LRRC8B). The transcript is spliced from 5 exons. Bases 3433 to 5844 code for a protein of 803 amino acids. The record is from RefSeq and is a predicted model, not a curated record. Gene Ontology annotation, molecular function: protein binding. Lineage: Eukaryota; Metazoa; Chordata; Mammalia; Artiodactyla; Physeteridae.